AUGUCAAAUUCGAGGUUGAGUUUUGAAAAGCUCUUUAAAGAAUUGUGCAUUGCUGAAGAAAAAGAAGCGAGAUAUUGGAGAGAAAAUGAUGCAAAAUUUCGAGCGGUUCAUCAAAAGGUAGCUACAUACGAUGAAUUUAGGGGAAUAGUACAAGCAUCUCAUCUGAAACCGUUAGAUAAAAAUGACAAAAUUAAUGGAAAAUUUUACCAGCCCUGGAAUGCAAUCUCUUCAGAAAAAUCUUACACAGAAGAAAACCAUUAUCCAGUCUCGUCUUCAAAUUUGCACAUAAAUGAUCCAGACAACAAGAAGAACUUUUUCCGGCUGUGGAAAUUAUCUACAAGCGUUGAGAAAUAUUGUUUCCUCACAACGUCCCGCAAAGAACACAUCAAAACAAUAUUUUCGGUUGAUAUUAAUUGUGAGUUGUUGGGAGAAGCAGUAGUGGAACUGAACAACAAUUACAACAACAUUGAUGCAUCUAAAAUCUUUGAAGUGCUAUCAAUAUUUGCCGAUGCAAGCCGCUUCAAACUAUUAUUAGAUUUUUUGUCUCAACCAGAAAAAGACUCUCUUAAAGAAUUGUUCAAAAAAUUAGAAACGGAUCUAAACAGCAAAAAUAUUUUUGACUUGAAAAACGUUUAUUCUAUUUAA
Helobdella robusta is the source of this 645-nucleotide messenger RNA. RefSeq lists its product as hypothetical. The record is from RefSeq and is a predicted model, not a curated record. Gene Ontology annotation, biological process: determination of left/right symmetry; epithelial cilium movement involved in extracellular fluid movement; inner dynein arm assembly. Gene Ontology annotation, cellular component: outer dynein arm. The transcript is spliced from 3 exons. NCBI's taxonomy places the organism in Eukaryota, Metazoa, Annelida, Clitellata, Rhynchobdellida, Glossiphoniidae. Bases 1 to 645 code for a protein of 214 amino acids.